AUGGCGGGUAAAGUCAUGGCUAAAACUGGUGGCUACAAUGGGAAUGGCCGAGACGUGGGUCCUACCGUCUUCCUUCCACCGCCGUCCCCUUCCCGUCAUCCCCUCCCCGCGCCUCCUCUUUGCCUCCCCCCUUCUCCCUCAUCGCCGCCUCCUUCCCGCCAUCCCCCUCCCCUCAUCCCCUCCCAGCCCCUCCUCAUUGCCUCCCUCUUUCCCCUCAUCGCCGCCUCCUUUCCGCCAUCCUCUCCCCGCGCCCCCCCAGCCAUCCGCACGAUGACGGGCCACAAGGCCGCGCCCGUCGCGCUCGACCUCUACUCCGCGGGCGGGCUGUGCGCGUCGCUCAGCCCCGCGGACGGCACUGCGCGCGUGUGGGACCCGCGCCAGAAGGAAGCUGCGCACGUCUUCCGCGGAAUGGGCGCGGGGGACGCGGGAGAGGGCGGCGGAGCUGUGGGAGGGGGAGGGGCGGAGGGGAGGGGAGCGGGAGCAGGGGGCGGGGCGGAAAGCGCGGGGGGGAAGGGCGGGAAAACUGUAGGGUGCGUGCGGUUCAGUCCGGACGGGCGGUGGGUGGUGGCAGGCGGGCAAGAUGGGCGCAUCAAGAGAGGCUCUCCACCUCCCCCUCCUUCCCUUCGCGCGCCUGUCCCUCCGCGCGUGCAGCUGUUCGUCCUGGCGCAGGGGCGGCUGUUCGCGGAACGACGUGCCUCCACUCUGUUCGACCUGGCGCAGGGGCGGCUGUUCGCGCAGCUGGCGGGGCACGCGGGCGCGGUGGCGGCGCUCGACUUCCAUCCGCAGGAGCUGCUGCUCGCGUCCGCCGCGCGCGACCGCACCGUGCGCUGGUGGGACCUCGAGUCGUUCGACUGCGUUGACUACGCGCCGCCCGGCGCGGGCGGAACCACCGCGCUCGCGUUUGCUCCGCAGGGAGACGCGCUCUUCGUGCCCUGUACUGACCACCUCAAGAGGGCGAGUGGAGGGGUGGGGAGGGGUGAGAGGGGCGACAGGGGGAGUGGUGCGUGGUGCAGCAGUGAAGGCGGCUGGUGGGGGAGGGAGGGCAAGGGGGGGCGAGGGGGUGUUGUGGCAGCGGUGGUGUUGGGUCGAGAUGGUGAUAAGGGUGUGAAGUAUGGAGGGUAUACCACAGGAGGAGAUACCAGCAUUGACGACGAGUGCACGAGUCAUAGACUGCCACGUGGCACCUCAGUAUCGCAUGGUGCAACCACCACCACUACCGCAGCUGCUGCCGGUCAUACUGCCUCUCAACGCGGCUCACGUAUGCACUCCCAGGCGUCUCCUUGCCACUCCCCUCCCUCCUCCUCCCCUUCCAACCCCAACGGUCACUCCCCUGCUCGCACUGCUCCUUCGUCUUCUGCCACUCCCGUUACAGUCACACCAGACGUGGUUUCAGCCAUGGCUUCACAGGGCAGCAGCAGCAUGGCAGGGGGCGGAGGGGGGGGUGCGCCCAGCAGCGUGGGCGGCGCGUGUGGGACAAGCGCUGCCGUGCAGUGUCUUGGAGUGGACGGCUGUGCCGCCUUGGUGCCGAUUCUGGGCGGCUUGCUGGCCAGUGCGCAGUCCAGCCGCGUGCACGCCGCCCUCCUGCUGCUCCGCGCACUGCUGCGCUGCUACAGUGACAGCAUAUCUGCCGCCCGCUCUGCCGUCCACUCGCCCGGCGUGGAUCUGCACAUGGAAAUGCGGCUGCAACGCUGUGCGGAGUGUGCUGAGGCCUUCCGCGCCCUCACCCCCCGCCUGCAAACGCUGCUGCACACCGGCCCCAAGGAGAAUUGCUCGCUUGCCACCCAAGUGCACAUGCUCACAUCCCGCCUCGCCUCUUGA
This is a messenger RNA of Closterium sp. Yama58-4, 1818 nucleotides long. NCBI's taxonomy places the organism in Eukaryota, Viridiplantae, Streptophyta, Zygnematophyceae, Desmidiales, Closteriaceae. The record is from the annotation of a GenBank genome assembly.